AAAGUAGACGAAGUAAUCAAAGAAGAUAUGAAAAAAUGGUACUUCUCAAACCCUAUAAAACUCUCUCUAUCCCUAAAAAUAUUACCCAUCUCCCUAAACUAACAACCAUCUUCCACUUAGAGCUACAUCAUUCUCUUAUAACAUCAAUUGAAAAUUGAAUCUCUCCAUCAAAAUCAUCAUCUGCCUUUUCCUUCUCACCUACAAGUCACACCUUCUCUUCUCUCUCUCAUACACACAGUGACACACACAAAAACACACACUGUUUUAGUGGUUUAAGGGCCCUGGGGUUUGAUUUUUAGCUAGAUGAUCCUUUGAAUUAAACUGGUAUAUUCAGCUUCUUCUUCUUUUUCUUUUCUCUUCUUUCUCUCUCUCAAAUUAAAUUUGAUAGAUGGAAAGAUAAAUCUUUGGAAGAUUAAAGAAAGUGUGGUAGUGACAACUCUGCAGCAGCAGCAGAUUGAAAUGGCUGCGUCGCCAAGUAGGCAGCUCCAGACUAUGUUACAGACUGCAGUGCAAGCGGUUCAAUGGACAUAUAGUCUCUUCUGGCAAUUAUGUCCCCAACAAAGGAUGUUAGUGUGGGGAGAUGGAUAUUACAAUGGAGCCAUCAAGACGAGGAAGACAGUGCAGCCAAUGGAAGUCAGUGCCGAGGAGGCAUCGUUGCAACGAAGCCAGCAGCUCAGAGAGCUGUAUGAGUCACUGUCUACAGGAGAUCAGUUGAACCAGCCAGCACGGCGACCCUCUGCUGCACUGUCACCGGAAGAUUUGACAGAGUUGGAGUGGUUCUAUCUCAUGUGUGUCUCCUUCUCUUUCUCUCCUGGAGUAGGAUUACCGGGGAAGGCGUACACAAAGCGGCAGCAUGUAUGGCUAGUUACUGGUGCAAAUGAGGAGGAUAGCAAAGUAUUUUCCCGAGCUAUUCUUGCCAAGCAGAGUGCUGGUAUAAAGACUGUAGUAUGCAUUCCUCUACUAGAUGGUGUAGUCGAACUCGGCACAACAGAAAUGGUUCAAGAGAACCUAGGAUUUGUCCAGCAUGUGAAGACCUUCUUCACUGAUGAGAGCUUGACGCAGCCUCCAAAACCUGCCCUCUCCGAGCACUCCAUUUCUAACCUACCUGCAACCUCAUCACAGAAUUCACGUUUACACCCACCUUCAAUGCUGGCUGCCAUAUAUGCACAUGUCGAUUCACCGGCAAAUGCCAAUCAAAUCGAUGAUGAUGGAGAAGAUGAAGAAGAAGAAGAAGAAUUGAAUUCAGAGGGUGAUAUGCACAACAGCUGCGGUGUAACUGAUCAGGGAGUAGUCGUGGCUCAUGCAGCGGCUGAGCCAAUUGAGCUGAUUCAACUUGACAUGUCUGAGGAUUUUUGGCUCGGUUCACCAGACGAUGCCUCCAUUAAUAAUAAAUUGGAGGAGGAUUUUCACCUGCAAGCAGCAGCCCAUCAUCAACGCCAAGUUGACUCUUGUAGGCCGGCUGAAUCUUCCCGCAUGUGUCCACUUUUACAACGCCCAUUAAACCACAACCUUCAACCACAAAAUUCAGGAGCCCUUCCAUUGGAAGAAUUUUCACAAGAGGACACCCACUACACUCACACAGUCUCAGCCAUCCUCCACCACCACCAAUCCAUCCCGUGGUCCAAAUCACCGUCCACUCACCACCUCAUGUACUCCACCCACUCAGCCUUCUGUCAGUGGCCAAACCGCUCCGACCACCACCACUAUCUCCUCCAUGACGCUGUCAAAGGCACCUCCCAGUGGCUACUUAAGUACAUUCUCUUCACCGUUCCCUUCCUCCACAACAAAUGCCAUUACUACAAUUCUCCCAGGUACCACGAAGCCAAUACCGCCACCAACGAGCUCAGCGCCAACCACGUCCUAGCGGAGAGACGCCGUCGACAGAAGCUCAACGAGCGAUUCAUCUUACUGAGGUCUCUAGUCCCCUUCGUGACCAAAAUGGACGAGGCCUCAAUUCUUGGAGACACUAUCGUGUACGUGCAGCAGUUACGCAGGAAGAUUCAUAGCCUCGAGGCACUACAGAUAAAGAUGGAUCAACGGUCCAGAUUGGCGAUGGACCCACAGAGAACGACUGGGUUGAACUUGAAGGAUAAAAGGAGUGGGGUCACGCUGGUGGACAAGAGAGAGUUGAGGAGGAUUGGGGAGGGGAGCGGUGGCGCGAAGCCGGAGGCAGUGGAGUCUCCGCCGCCGCAUACGGUGGCGAGGGUUGGUUUGGAGGUACAGGUGUCGAUAAUAGAGAGCAAUGCGCUGGUGGAGCUGCAGUGUCCGUACAGGGAAGGGUUGUUGCUGGAUGUUAUGCAGAUGCUGUGGGGCCUUCUUCUUGAGAUCACAACCGUCCAGUCAUCGUUGACCCAUGGAGUCUUUGUUGUCAAAUUGAGGGCUAAGGUGAAGGAGAAUGCUAAGGGGAAGAAACCAAACAUUAUGGAAGUGAAGAGAGCAAUACAUAAAAUAAUUCUCCCCAAGUAAUAUAUAUAUAUAUAUAUAUAUAUAUGGGUCUCGAAUUUGAUUAGCCUCAUGAGGAAAUUUGACAAAUGACAUUGAAGUGUAAGUAAAUUAGUAGUCUAUCAAUAAUUAAUUAAAUAUAUUAUUUAUAUAUACAUAUAAGAGAGGUUACACUCUUAAAAUUAAUAGUCACAUGUAAAGAGUUGUGUCGGUUGAUAGAACCACACAUCUCUUCACGUAUAAAUGAAACGGUCAUAACCCUUAUUAUAUAUAUGCGUAAAAGGCCCUAGAGUCCAUUAUCCGAUUUUACAGACAUAGGAAAAGGUUGAAGAUUGUUUCUGUUGUAAUUCUCUUAAAUAGAGUUUCAUAAUGAGUUUCAUAUCGGAUAUGUUUUCUUAUUAAAUUUAUGCAUUAGAUCCAUGAGUUUAUUUGUAUUCAAAAUUUCUUACAUGUGGUAUCAGAGCCAACAUGGAUUCUGAUGCAUAAAUUUGAUUUAUUUGUUAACAUUAUAUUGUUAAUAGUAUAGUAUAAUAUUUAUAUAUAA
Cornus florida is the source of this 2986-nucleotide messenger RNA. Its product is annotated as transcription factor BHLH42-like. The transcript is spliced from 8 exons. The record is from RefSeq and is a predicted model, not a curated record. Gene Ontology annotation, molecular function: protein dimerization activity. The coding region runs from base 460 to 2466 and encodes 668 amino acids. Lineage: Eukaryota; Viridiplantae; Streptophyta; Magnoliopsida; Cornales; Cornaceae.